This is a messenger RNA of Peronospora farinosa, 1338 nucleotides long. NCBI's taxonomy places the organism in Eukaryota, Oomycota, Peronosporomycetes, Peronosporales, Peronosporaceae. The record is from the annotation of a GenBank genome assembly.
AUGCCAACGAUGGACAUUGAGAUGAGCGAGCUGGAGCAGGUGCAUCCAUUACAGACACAAUUUGAGGAUGCAGAGGACGUCGUGUCAAUGAUGUCGUCUAACACGUCACCUGACGUUGCUAUUCAGUCUUUCCAGACCAUCAUUUCCUACGACAGAGAAGAUGCGACACUGGAGCAAGUACAACGUGUAAAAGAACAUUCCAUCUACAAAUUGGCUCAAUUGUACAUUCAAUUUGGCCGUGAGAAGGAGCUCGCGACGCUGCUGCAGUCGCUCCGACCAUUUUUCGCCACAUUGGCCCGUGCGAAAACCGGUAAAAUCGUACGUACGGUGAUUGAUAUGGUGGCCAAGGUAAAAGUGCUGGAUGCAGAGAAGGCAUUGCAAUUACAAGCUGAUUUAUGUCUGGAUUCCAUCGAGUGGUGUAAACAAGAAAAACAUGCAUUCCUGCGUCAGCGUGUGGAAGCACGUCUGGCAUCCAUUUAUUUCCAGCAAGACAAGUUCCAGCCGGCUUUGGACCUUAUUACGGAGUUAUUGCGGGAGAUUAAGAAACUUGAUGACAAGCAGCUGCUGGUGGAGAUUCAUCUCGUAGAGAGCAAGCUCCAUCAUGCUCUGCGUAAUGUUCCCAAGGCCAAGGCAGCUCUGACAGCAGCACGAAGUAUCUCUAACACGAUCUACGUGGUGCCACGCACACAGGCGCAGAUUGACCAGAUGUCGGGUAUUCUUCACGCUGAGGAAAGUGAUUACAAGACGGCGUACUCGUACUUUUUCGAGGCAUUUGAGGCCCUCGCGACGCUGGAUGAGGUGGAAGGGCUGAAGUGUCUCAAGUACAUGCUGCUCGCAAAGAUUGCCAGUGGUGGCGCAAGCGAGGUGGCUCUCAUCAUUAACAGCAAACAGGCAAUGAAGUAUAUUGGCAUUGAUCUGGAAGCAAUGCAGGCUGUCGCUAAAGCGCACGAACAACGUUCUCUCGAACAGUUUGAAGCUGCCACGAAGAAAUACGCACCUCAGCUUGUAGAGGACGGACUGAUCAAAAAGCACCUGGGCAAGCUUUACGAGCAACUUCUUGAGAGCAAUUUGAUAAAGAUCAUCCAACCCUUUUCGUGCGUCGAGAUAGCACACGUUGCUAAGCUGAUUAAGCUGCCACUGUUGCAGAUCGAGUUGAAAUUGUCGCAAAUGAUCCUGGAUCACAAGUUCCACGGUAUCUUGGACCAGGGCAAAGGACAGUUGAUCGUCUACGACAGCCCUACUGAGGAUAAAACAUAUACCUCUGGCCUCGGUGUCAUUGAAAAUGUCGGGAGCAUUGUAGACAACCUGUUCCGGCGCGCCGACAAGCUGCAUGCAUAA